CCAGUCCUUCGGCCUACUUUCCCCCGAGGAGCUGGGGGUCUGGCUGCGCGUUCCACCGCCUCGGGAGCCUGCGGAGCCGUGGGUCCGGCCACGGCGGGGGCGGCCGGCCUUCCGCGGGGCCGCGAUGCUGAGCUCCCGGGCCGAGGCGGCGGUGACCGCGGCCGACAGGGCCAUCCAGCGCUUCCUGCGGACCGGGGCGGCCGUCAGAUAUAAAGUCAUGAAGAACUGGGGUGUUAUAGGUGGAAUUGCAGCUGCUCUUGCAGCAGGAAUAUAUGUUAUUUGGGGUCCCAUUACGGAAAGAAAGAAGCGUAGAAAAGGGCUGGUGCCUGGCCUCGUCAACCUCGGGAACACCUGCUUCAUGAACUCCCUGCUGCAGGGCCUGUCGGCCUGCCCCGCCUUCAUCAGGUGGCUGGAGGAGUUCACCAGCCAGUACGCCAGGGAUCAGAUGGAGCCCCCGCCGCACCAGUAUCUCUCGCUCACACUGCUGCACCUCCUGAAAGCUUUAUCCUGCCAAGAAGUUACUGAUGAUGAGGUCUUGGAUGCAAGCUGCUUGCUGGAUGUCUUAAGAAUGUACAGAUGGCAGAUCUCUUCAUUUGAAGAGCAGGAUGCUCAUGAGUUAUUCCACGUCAUUACCUCGUCAUUGGAGGAUGAGCGGGACCGCCAGCCCCGGGUCACACAUUUGUUUGAUGUUCACUCCCUGGAGCAGCAGUCAGAAGCAACUCCCAAGCAGAUAACCUGCCGCACAAGAGGGUCACUGCAUCCCACGUUCACUCACUGGAAGUCUCAGCAUCCUUUCCACGGGAGACUUACUAGUAAUAUGGUCUGCAAGCACUGUGAACACCAGAGUCCUGUUCGAUUUGAUACCUUUGAUAGCCUUUCGCUAAGUAUUCCAGCUGCCACGUGGGGUCAUCCAUUGACCCUGGACCACUGCCUUCACCACUUCAUCUCAUCAGAAUCAGUGCGAGAUGUUGUAUGUGACAACUGUACGAAGAUCGAAGCCAAAGGGACGUUGAACGGGGAGAAGGUGGAGCACCAGAGGACCACUUUUGUUAAACAGUUAAAGCUGGGGAAGCUCCCUCAGUGCUUGUGCAUCCACCUCCAGCGGCUGAGCUGGUCCAGCCACGGCACGCCCCUGAAGCGGCACGAGCACGUGCAGUUUAAUGAGUUCCUGAUGAUGGACAUCUACAAGUACCACCUCCUCGGACAUAAACCUGGUCAGCGUGGCCCGAAACUGAAGGAGAACCCGGGGCCUGUGGUGGAACUGCAGGACGGGCCGGCAGCCCCCAGAUCAGUUCUGAAUCAGCCUGGGGGCCCCAAAACACAAAUUUUUAUGAAUGGCGCCUGCUCCCCGUCUUUACUGCCUACGCUGCCAACCCCGAUGCCCUUCCCCCUCCCAGUUGUUCCUGACUACAGCUCCUCCUCGUACCUCUUCCGGCUGAUGGCAGUUGUCGUCCACCAUGGAGACAUGCACUCUGGACACUUUGUGACUUACCGACGGUCCCCACCUUCCGCCAAGAACCCUCUCUCCACCAGCAGCCAGUGGCUGUGGAUUUCUGAUGACAGCGUGCGCAAGGCGAGCCUGCAGGAGGUCCUGUCCUCCAGCGCCUACCUGCUGUUCUACGAGCGUGUUCUGUCCAGGACGCAGCAGCAGAGUCCGGAGUACAAGUCUGAGGAGUGACCCAGCCCGGCCCCAGAGCUGAGCUGAUGGCGCUGUCCACAUGCGCCAGGAGAAAGGCGGACUCAGACUGUGUGUGUGUGUCUGUGUGUGUGCAACAGCCCCACUAGUGUCCGUUAGCCUUCUGGUGUGUUCUAAGAGCAGGCUCCACACAGGAGCCAGUGGCCCCAAUUCAAACCAAAUCAGGCUCCCUGAACAGCUCUGCUAGCCUGCACUGAAGGUGUCGUGUUAGGAAAGCAUUCAUUGUGUCUACAGCGUCUUUUUACUCGCCCGAUACAGGUAAUUAAAAGAAAUCAGACUCCGGAAGCCACUUUUUUUAUAUUCUAACAUGGUAGGUGUUCUCAGAGGAGAGUUAACUUUGUCUGAUCCUCUGAUGUUUCAGCAUAGAUCUUUUAUUUUUAAUAAGCAGGCCCAUAAAAAUGGUUGACAAGAAUUAGUGAAAUUAUUAAAGGCAACAAUUUAGAAGAAAAAGUGCCUUUCACUUUUGAUUGCUUUUGUAGCACGUCCAUUCUGGAAAAUAUUCCUUAUCGAAGAGUCAUAUAAACAAUUUUUGAAAAGCUCUGUUUCUUCCAAGUUACUCAACGGACAGCAGAAGAACAGUUAGACGCCUAAAGAACAGCUGCCUUCCCUUUUUGUAUGUCUUUUUCUAAUCUUCCAAUUCUUUCUAUGUGCUGAAAGUUCAUCUGCCAAACCUGCCCCUCGGCGAGACCCCUCCCCUCUGUCAGUUAUCAACGACCCGCUUCCCGCUGCGCUUGCCUUUCAUAUACUGGACUCAGAGGUGAGAUCGCAGCACCCCAAAACUGAGCGGCACCCGUGCGACGCUCCGACUCCUCCGUUCCGGAGAAACCCUUUCCUACAGAGAUCACUGGACGGUCAUCCUCAUCUGUUGGUUUAUUGCCACGCAAAGAGAGCGCUCCAGGUUGACAGGUGGAGCUGGGGCUGUGUGAAAAGACAAUCCUUGCCCUGACCCGAGGGCUGGGUGGGCAGGAAGGGGCCAGCCACGGGCUGCGGUCUGUCUGGACCUCACUGUCCUUGUUUCUAAAGCGAAUGGUUAGAUUUGAUUACCAUCAAAGGCCGGCAAAAGAAGACAGAAGUUUCUCUUUUUUUAAACAUAUAACCACAGCUGACAUCUAGUACUGUCAUUUUGUUAGAGGUCCAUGUUCUAAGUGUGUUCGUUUCCGGUAGCCUAAUAACAAGCACUGUCGGCCGCAUGCUGCUCCCUCUUCAGGUAAGACUCAUGAAUGCAGCCCAGGCCCGAAGGAAUUUUUUUUAUUUUUUUGGAAGAGUGGCCCUGAGCUAACAUCGUGCCCAUCUUCCUCUACUUUCUAUGUGGGACGCCUGCCACAGCAUGGCUUGUCAAGCGGUGCCAUGUCCACACCCGGGAUCCGAACACACGGACCCCAGGCCGCCGAAGCAGAACGUGUGAACUUAACCGCUACGCCACCGGGCCGGCCCCAGGGCUGCAGGAAUUUUGAUGACACAAAAGCAUCUAUGUUUUAGAUAGAUUUUUUUAUUUAAAAAUAAUAAAAGGAUAUCACUUUCAAACUGACUCUUCAGAAAUAAGAUUUGGAAUCAGACCUGCCCAAAAGGUCGCCUGAGAUAAAGCUAAGAACUGUGCUUUCUCUGGUGGAGGCGAGCCGGCAGACACUUCUAGACAAUGCCUCGGUGUCAGCCAACAGUGCCAGAGGCCCAGGCGCCCACCAUUCCGCAGGGCCUGUGGUGCAUCCUGAGGACUCGGAACCCUCACUUUCGACAGGACAUACUGGGAAGGUCCUCAGGCUGCGAACACGAGUGGGAAGGGAGCAACUUGAUGCGUCUGAGGGGUUCACGGCCGCCCCCGGCUCUGAUGUUGAAGCGAGCGUGCCGGCUCUACCUGAGCCUGGUGGAGCAAGUGCCCUUAUGCUGCGUCGCAAGGUUGAGGCUUUGAGUGACUGCUGUUUCGCCACUGCCGCCUCGCCACUGCCGCCUCUUGGAAAUCUGCCAUGAGAGAGAGGGCGGCAGAAAGGGGCUAAUCCUUUGAACGGCUCGUUGUAAGCGGAUCUUUGGUCAGAGGCCAGGGUUUGAACCAGGCUCGUAAAUGUGAAUGGCACCUGUGCAAAGUCUCUUACCUGACUUACAGCUGACUUCCUCAUUUUGUAAAUUAUUAGGCAUUAAGGAGCAGCCAAAUAAUCUGAUCUUUAGUUUUAAGUUAUUUACAAAGUAGCAUCAUUUUGCAAAAACUUAAGUUAAACUAGUAGUUUAUGCUAUAACAACUGCUGAUUUCUGUAUUUGCUAAAGGUACUUUUUGUAUCUGCUGUGUAUUAUAGCAAUAAAAGAAUCAUUUUUUAGGAAAAAA
This is a messenger RNA of Equus caballus (horse), 4010 nucleotides long. RefSeq names its product ubiquitin specific peptidase 30 (gene USP30). Gene Ontology annotation, molecular function: cysteine-type deubiquitinase activity. Gene Ontology annotation, cellular component: nucleus; cytosol. Gene Ontology annotation, biological process: protein deubiquitination. The record is from RefSeq and is a predicted model, not a curated record. Lineage: Eukaryota; Metazoa; Chordata; Mammalia; Perissodactyla; Equidae.